AUGUCCUCGGAAUUCAUAAAAUUUCCUUCAAGACGGUCCACCGUCUACUCAUCCAAAGGAAUUGUUGCCUCGAGUCAAACACUAGCUUCGGCUGCAGGAAUCGAGGUUUUGGCCAAAGGCGGAAAUGCAGUGGACGCGGCCAUUGCAGUUUCUGCUGCGUUGUGUGUUACUGAACCCGGAUCCACGGGAGUCGGUGGCGACUGCUUUGUUCUUUUUUACAAAAAAGGCGACAAAAAAGUUCACGGUAUAGACGGGUGUGGCCGUUCUGCUCGCAAUGUUACGAUCCAGGACGUCUUGGAUGCCGAUUAUGGUGGUAAACAAAUGCACAGAAUCAAGCCAACAUCGAUCUUUUCGGUCACUGUGCCGGGUGCUAUUGCUGCUUGGGUAGAUGCUUUUGAGAAGUGGGGCUCGAGAAAAGUGCUGUUACAACAGGUGCUCGAUCCGGCAAUUAGACUCGCAGAUGAAGGCUUUCCUAUCGGGGAAAUAGCUUCGAGACUGUGGAGAAAAAGUGCUCCAAAAUUGCAGCUGCAGAACCAGGACUUGCUGGAAGACCAAAAUCCUCUUUUGAUCAACGGUAAGGGACCCAAUGAGGGAGAUUUCGUGCAAAACAAACCAUUGGCGAAACUUUUCUUGGCGGUUGCAAAAAACGGCAAAGAUGGCUUUUAUAAGGGUCCCGUGGCCGAGGCCAUUAUCAAGCGAACGACGUCCAAAAAUCAUAAACUCGAUGCAAAAGACUUGGAACUACAUGAAUCUACGGUUGUGGAUCCGAUUUCCAUAGUUUUUGAAAAUCACAAAGUUUGGGAAAUACCGCCCAGUGGCCAAGGUUUGGUGGCUCUUUUGGCGCUCGGAAUCAUACGAGAGCUCCACAACAGCGGCAAAAUCAACUUGCACGGGCUCAAACACAACUCGGCGGAAUACCUUCAUAUCUUGAUCGAAGCGUGCAAAAUGGGAUUCUACGAUUCUGAUGAGUAUGUCACCGACCCCAAAUUCCACGACAUCCCACUUGAACAGCUCCUUGACACUCCAUACUUAAAGUCGAGAGCAGAGCUCUUUUGCAAGGAAAAGUCGUUGGAUGGAACAACCAUGUCUCAUGGAAUUCCUGAUCCAAAACACAGAUCGGACACAGUUUACUUGACCACUUCAGACUCUGAAGGUAACGCUUGCAGCUUCAUCAACUCAGUUUACCAUGGAUUUGGAUCUGGCAUUGUAGUUCCCGAGUUUGGGUUCUCAUUGCAAAGCAGAGGAGCCAAUUUCAACUUGAAUAAAGGCACUCCAAAUUCAUUGGAAGGUGGAAAACGACCAUACCAUACGAUUAUUCCUUCGAUGAUAACCACCGAAAACGACGCCUUGUACGCAAGCUUUGGUAACAUGGGUGGAUACAUGCAACCAGUGGGCCAUGUCCAGCAUGUAUUGAAUAUGGUCUUGUUCAACAUGACUCCACAGCAGCUGAUAGACCUGCCUAGAUUUUGUCUUUGCUCACAUGAGGACGUCACUAGUGACCGCGGACGAGGCUCGGAUGGUCCUGUAAGCACUCCAAUCACCGUUGUGGCAUUGGAAGAAGGCAUUGACGAAAAAGUGGGAAACUCUCUUGAAAAAUUGGGCCAUACGGUGCAGUUUGUAAGCGAUUACGAUCGCCAUCUUUUCGGAAGAGCACAAAUCAUCAAAAACAUUUCAACAGACGGCAGGGUGAUGUAUGCGGCUGGCUCGGAAAUGAGAGCUGAUGGUGCAGCCAUUCCAUUUGUAUAG
Messenger RNA from Meyerozyma guilliermondii ATCC 6260, 1746 nucleotides. RefSeq names its product Ecm38p (gene ECM38). Bases 1 to 1746 code for a protein of 581 amino acids. The transcript has a single exon. NCBI's taxonomy places the organism in Eukaryota, Fungi, Ascomycota, Pichiomycetes, Serinales, Debaryomycetaceae. The record is from RefSeq and is a predicted model, not a curated record.